This is a messenger RNA of Gasterosteus aculeatus aculeatus (three-spined stickleback), 812 nucleotides long. RefSeq names its product transmembrane 4 L6 family member 4. The record is from RefSeq and is a predicted model, not a curated record. NCBI's taxonomy places the organism in Eukaryota, Metazoa, Chordata, Actinopteri, Perciformes, Gasterosteidae. Gene Ontology annotation, cellular component: membrane.
GAACACGCAGUUAUACAGCAGUUUCCACUCUGACACCAUGUGCUCUGGGAGCUGUUCCCGUUGCAUCGGAGUAUCUCUGUACCCGUUGGUGCUGAUAUCCAUCAUCUGCAACAUAGUGUUGUUCUUUCCUGGCUGGGACGUCAAGUAUGUCAAAGAAGGACACAUUACUCCGGAGGUGCAAUAUUUGGGGGGACUCCUUGGAGGUGGUUUCAUGAUGUUGAUCCCAGCAAUUUACCUCCACUCGACUGCAGAGAACGGGUGCUGUGGAAUCCGCUUUGGGAUGUUCCUAUCCAUUCUGUUGGCUGCAGCGGGGGUGGUCGGUGGCCUGUACAGUUUCGCUGUGGCAUUGGUUGGUCUGCACAACGGGCCCUUUUGCAUGUCCACCGGAACUUGGCAGACACCUUUCAAAGACAGUAAAUUCAACUACCUGACCGACUCCACCAUUUGGGACAAAUGCUCAGAGCCGAAGAACGUGGUGGAGUUCAACACCGGGUUGUUCUUCACCCUGAUGAUCACAAGCUGUCUGCAGGUGCUGCUCUGCGCCAUCCAGAUGAUCAACGGCCUCGUCGGCUGCCUGUGUGGAGCCUGCAACAACAAAGCGGGACCUUAAAUUCCAGGUCCACAUGGUGAAGAUGUUAUAAUAUCACAUGAUGGGCGCCCCAGCUGGAGGACUGGAGUCGUGUUUCUGUUUCGGCUUAAAGCAUUCAUCCUAUUUAAAUAAUUUAAAUCCACGGUAUUAUAAAUGAUUUAUGAUCAUUAUGUGGUCAUGUUUAAAUAAAUUGGCUUACAUUAAAAAGCUUGCAGAUCCACAA